Messenger RNA from Miscanthus lutarioriparius, 840 nucleotides. Lineage: Eukaryota; Viridiplantae; Streptophyta; Magnoliopsida; Poales; Poaceae. The record is from the annotation of a GenBank genome assembly.
AUGGGGAAGGAGAACGACCCAGCGUUCACGGAGGAGCUCGACGUGUCCCGUGGCUCGUCCUACGGCUGGUUCAUCUCCGGCGUGCGCAACCAGCUGGUGCUUCACGCCGGCGCGACGCGCCACCUGGAGCUCGUCCUGCUCCAGCCACAGGAAGAGGACCCCAGGAAGGCACCGUGGUUCCGCGUCGCGCUCCGGUGCAGCUCCUCCGGAGAUUCGGUGCUCCUCCGGGUACGCGCCGACAACCUCUACAUCUCCGGCUACCAGAGCCCCGACGGCCGGUGGUGGGAGUUCCGGGGCGGCUCGGUCAUCCACGCCGCGACGCAGCUCGCCUUCACCGACAGCUACGAGAGCAUGGGGAGAGCGGCCGGGUUAGAGCUGGAGAGUGUCACCCUCAGCAAGAAGGAUCUCGAGGCCGCGGUGGGGCAGCUCGCAGCGGUUGGACGACGAUCCAACGCCGGCGCCGGCGGCAGUAGUCAGCAGGACACCGCGAGAUCGCUCAUGGUCGUCGCGGUGAUGGUGUGCGAGGUCAUCAGCGCCGCACAUGGUCGCCCAGGUGAAGAACUGGAGCAGCCUGUCAGAGUACUGGCUCGCGCCGCCCUCUACGGACAGAAGUUCCUGCCGCUCGUCGGGGCGGCCGAGGGCAGCCAGCAGCUGUGCGACCACAUCCCGCGGCACCUGCUUGCGCCUGUGAAGAUCGACUGCCAGGACCACGCCAUGAUGGCGCUCGGCGUCGCGCUGAACCGGCAGAGGCCGCUGCAAGACAGGCACAGGAAGGCGCUCGACGAGCACUGGCGCGCCGUGCGCGCCCAAGCACGCAAGCUCGACAGGGAGAGGACUUGA